Ochlerotatus camptorhynchus is the source of this 1561-nucleotide messenger RNA. Its product is annotated as zinc finger protein 236-like. NCBI's taxonomy places the organism in Eukaryota, Metazoa, Arthropoda, Insecta, Diptera, Culicidae. The record is from RefSeq and is a predicted model, not a curated record. Bases 141 to 1355 code for a protein of 404 amino acids. The transcript is spliced from 2 exons.
UCUUCCAGAAAGUGUUUUGUUUUCUUCUCAUGUGAAUUAAGGAAAUUAGAAGUUUUCCAAUCAAAUCGAAAAAUUACCUCGUUUUCCGUUGAUGAUUUUGACUGAAAGUAUGGUUUUUCAGUAAAACUCGAACCAGUGCCAUGGAUGGUAUGAUUGUUUUGGAUGACGAACUGCACCUUCUCGCUCAAAUACCGCAACAACACCAACAACAGCUGAUGAUGAACUACCAGGAACCGCCGUCGUCGUCUUCGUCGAGAAGUGUGUCCAAUAAUGGCCAACCGAUGCAGUAUGCUCGCCGUGGAAGAGGAACCAAACGUACCCGCAAUGGGACAAGGGUAUUACCUGCUGCGGAUAUGAUACCGCAGAUCGUUGAAGCCCCUGAGCCAUCAGCUGCCCUAGAGGAAGAUCCGGCUGAGUACGGAUCGUCAGUUAUUGUUGACGGACAGGACAUUUACUACAUUCAAGAAGUUCAGGAUGACAGCGAUCAAGCUGUGCUAGUGCCAGAUGACGAACCGGAGUUUCAAUAUUUGCAGCCAAAUACGAUAGUUUCUGGGUAUGUUGGGUCCGAUUCGGACGAAGCACCAGAACUGACCGAUGUCGAGCAACAACUAGCAGAAACGGAAGAAUAUUUUAGGGUGGAGCCAAUGGAGCUGUCCGAUAUUUGGAAUGAUUUAAUUACCGCCAAUCAGGAGAUUCUGAUUUUGCUGGAACUAUCAGAUCUGAAGCAUCACAUCGUCGACGCUAGAAGGAUCGAGGUGCAAAUCCGGGACAUGGCUUGUGAGUAUUGCGGUCGAAACUUUCCGGAUAUACAUGCGUGGAAUCGACACGUCAAGAAGAUACACUUCCAGACUGAGUUGUUUGACUGCGACAGUUGCGAUGGACAGUUCAAGCACUUUGCUCGAUUCAAAGAUCACUUAAACGGACACACUGGACAGCGGGUUUACCAGUGCGAUGAAUGCAACCAUCAGUAUGCCUUCCGGAUGGGAUUCCUGGUGCACAAAAUCCUCGAUCACAUGAAACUGAAUGGCAUCUACGUUUGUCCCAAGUGUGACCUGGACUGCCGUGAUGCACAGAACUAUAAACUGCACAUUGCGAGUCACAUCGAAUUCGGUCCUAGUCCUCAGCGCUCACCGGGUGUGACUGCUCGUCCAGUUACCACUACGGCAGCAGCAAGGCCCAGCAGUUAUGCGGUUCGGAAGAGUAAUCCGGUUGAGGCCAUGGCCGUCAAGCCACCGUUCUAUGUGAAGGAAAACGAACGGAACAAAUUUCUCAACGUUUACGAGAGCUUCUCCAAAAAUCGUAAAGUGGAGCAUAGCCUUCCGAUAGCGAACAUCAAAAGAAAAAAACACCAAUAAUCAAUUCGGGUAAGCUUAAGGUUCAUUUCGAGGAUUUCCCCUCACAAUCACUUGUUCAACAAACUAACUAUUCAUUUCGUUGCAUCGCUACAAGUUCUCUUUUUUGUGAGGAUCAUUUAGGUUUUAUUUCGUGAAGUAUAUCAAUUAAGCAGUACGAAUUUGAAAUAUUUUAAAUGUUCAAUUCCACAGUAACUGUUGAGAUCAAU